UGCGCAAGGCAAAGCCAAGCCUAGACCUCUUCAGCCUUUUGCGCACCCUGCUCAACUUUUCUCUGUCCCAAAAAGUCCAGGAACGAUCUUUCUUGUUAAAUCGUCUCAUCUCGAUUGGGCCUGUUAUUCGCGUGCGGAAUCGGAUCUGACGUUCUUGAGACUAUCUGGAAAUCAACAUGGCUGGUGGAAGCAUGGACAUUGAGGCUGCUGAGAAGCAGCUCAAGUCGCUGGAUCACUCGGAGCAGCACUACUUCAACAGUUAUAAUCACCAUGGCAUCCACGAGGAAAUGUUGAAAGAUGAGGUGCGAACAAGAUCGUACAUGAAUGCGAUCGUCCAGAACAAGCAUAUCUUCAAGGACAAGGUCGUGCUAGAUGUGGGAUGUGGCACCGGUAUUCUGUCCAUGUUCGCCGCUAAGGCCGGCGCAAAGCAUGUCGUCGGUGUCGACAUGUCGACCAUCAUCUUCAAGGCCCGCGAAAUCGUCGAGCGCAAUGGCUUGUCAGACAAGAUCACCCUGCUGCAAGGCAAGAUGGAGGAGGUCGAGGUGCCCUUCGAGAAGGUCGACAUCAUCAUCUCGGAGUGGAUGGGCUACUUCCUCCUGUACGAGAGCAUGCUGGACACUGUGCUCUACGCCCGCGACAGGUACUUGGCCAAGGACGGCCUCAUCUUCCCCGACAAGGCGACCAUCUUUGUGGCUGGUAUCGAAGACGGGGAUUACAAGGAGGAGAAGAUCGGCUUCUGGGACAACGUCUACGGCUUCGACUACACACCGCUCAAAGAGACGGCCCUCUCGGAGCCGCUGGUCGACACAGUCGAGAUGAAGGCGGUCGUGACGGACCCCACCGCCGUGCUCUCGCUCGACCUGUACAAGGUGCAGCCGGCCGACCUGGCCUUCAGCUGCCCCUUCGACCUGACGGCGCGGCGGGACGACUUCAUCCACGCGCUGGUGGCCUGGUUCGACAUCGAGUUCUCGGCGUGCCACAAGCCGAUCCGCUUCUCGACCGGCCCCCACACCAAGUACACGCACUGGAAGCAGACCGUGUUCUACCUCAAGGACGUGCUCACGGUCCAGCAGGGCGAGCGGAUCGAGUGCUCGCUCCACAACCGGCCAAACGAGAAGAACCGUCGGGACCUCGACAUCAAGAUCCAAUACCGCCUCGACACCCAGGACCCGAACCGGCAGGCCGAGGGGACCUGCUUAUACAAGAUGUGCUAGGAAAUAUUGCGGCGCGGAAAAAGGUGGACUCCACGAGAAGGCCAGCUUCUGAGCCAGCUUCCGAUGUCGAUAUGGAUGGGAUAUGGAAGGCUGGAAAAUGCACCAUGGAGUAGUCUUCGUGCCAAGUGCUAACACUCCUAUAAGAGAAAGGGUUCGAUUGGCGUUCUUUUGCUUUGGCUUAUCAUCAUCAUUUUGCGCGUCCAAGAGGGAAAAAGGGCCGGCCAAGAGUGUGUGGUGCCAUAGGGACGGGUGUACUACGGCCGUUGAGUGAGUGUCUUGAUACAUAGCGAUACCCGUAGAAAAGGGGGAGAAAUACUAGAAGGACCUCUUUUCUUGGAA
Chaetomium strumarium is the source of this 1553-nucleotide messenger RNA. Its product is annotated as S-adenosyl-L-methionine-dependent methyltransferase. Gene Ontology annotation, molecular function: protein-arginine N-methyltransferase activity. The transcript is spliced from 6 exons. The record is from RefSeq and is a predicted model, not a curated record. The coding region runs from base 177 to 1214 and encodes 345 amino acids. Gene Ontology annotation, cellular component: nucleus. Lineage: Eukaryota; Fungi; Ascomycota; Sordariomycetes; Sordariales; Chaetomiaceae. Gene Ontology annotation, biological process: peptidyl-arginine methylation.